Molecule: messenger RNA, 988 nt
Organism: Lasiosphaeria miniovina
Lineage: Eukaryota; Fungi; Ascomycota; Sordariomycetes; Sordariales; Lasiosphaeriaceae
Exons: 2
Coding region: 179-808 (209 amino acids)
Source: RefSeq, a predicted model, not a curated record
GACGGGACUAGAGGUCAACAGCCAUUCGACACCGAUAUAGCCCGAGCUGCAGGGUCGUUUUGUCCUGUCCCUUGUUUGGCCCGGGUCCGUCGAGGCUGCCGACUCCAUCGUGGAUGUCUCCGUCUCGUCGCGGGAGUUCGUCCAUGAUUCUGGGCAUGAUUCCAUAAUUCCAUGACCCAUGCCUGCCCACCUACAGCGGGGCACAGCCGAGGGCAACCAUCAACCCGUCCUGGCGGUCUGGCAGCGCCCAGUGUGGCAGUCUAGCUGGCUGGCUGUCAGUCAGUCCAGCACGGCUGCUUAUGGCUGUCUGACUCUACACGAUGAGUGGACGAAGAGCAGUUUCCUAAUCAAUCCAUCUGUCGUCAUACAACAUCGUCUGUACACUGCAUUCUUCGUGCCUGGCAGAGAAGAAUCCGGGACUGAUUCGAACAGUACAACAACACCCCUCCCAGACCAUGGAACUCCCGCAUCUUUUAGCUGUCUAGCUGAGGACCGCAACUCGCGCUUCCAGUGGGUGGGUGAAGAUAUUUUCAGAUUCGCCGAGGGCACGCGCAGGCUCUGGGGGGUUGCAGGCCUUGUGUUACUUAACCAAGUAACUGAAGUUCCAUUAUUUCUGGCCUGGCUGGCACGCUGGCGCUGUGCAACACGAGUGACGACAGCCUGCGGCAAAAGAGGGAGACUGCAGGGAGUUGAAGAGGCCCCCCCGGGACAAGCCACGCUAGCGAGCGUGAGAAUGCGCCGACUCGACUUCUGUCAAUUCUUGUCCGCCUACGAUCUAGUGCCUAUCGCACGCCUAGUAGCAAAAUAAGGUAGCUGCCGAAGGGCCUCGGCGAUAUUGACGCGCCUUGUCUCCUUCUAGACCGCCUCAGAAGGCUACCCGGCGGCAGAUCCUACUAUGUACAUACGCGGCCCAGAUGCCACCACCCAGAACCAGGCAGGUAAUGAAAGUCGGGUCCCUCAAUCUGCACACUAUUCGCUAGCCUAGGUA